Molecule: messenger RNA, 570 nt
Organism: Cooperia oncophora
Lineage: Eukaryota; Metazoa; Nematoda; Chromadorea; Rhabditida; Trichostrongylidae
Source: the annotation of a GenBank genome assembly
AUGCAGAGACUGCAUUCCAAACACUCACGUAGAACUAGAAACCACCCUUUUCGGAAAGACUGUGAAGGAACUCUAAUUUUGGAGCCGUAUGCAACCUCAACCUUUGGCAGUUUUAAUGUUACAGCUGUAUCUGUACAAAAGUCAACGCCAUCUAUGCUUGGAAGCACUCAACACGUUCGUGACUGCGUCAAUAAAAUAUCUGUGACUGUAACACAGGCUGGACCAAGCACCACUGUCACUGUCCAGAAACAUUGCUUCGGCGGAUCGUGGUUGACAUUGAAAUACGCAGCAGUGGCAGCGAAAUAUUCGCUAGUCCACCCGGUGCUGGAAGUACUGCUACGGUUCACUCGAAAUUUCUCACAGCAAAGUGCCAAUUUCGUUGACGAUGAAAACUGCACUGAAGGCGCGGCAAUUACCGCACAAUGCGGAACCAAAGACCACACAAAAGUUACCGUAGGUCGUGGUCAUCAUUCAGUCUCCAUGGAAUGUGGUCCUACAAAUCCGCAAGCCGAAGCCAAGCUCAGUUAUGACUACGCAACUGUCACCCAAAACUGCGCUGUCGAGUGCUGA